Molecule: messenger RNA, 2847 nt
Organism: Salvelinus namaycush (lake trout)
Lineage: Eukaryota; Metazoa; Chordata; Actinopteri; Salmoniformes; Salmonidae
Product: neuronal tyrosine-phosphorylated phosphoinositide-3-kinase adapter 1
Exons: 9
Coding region: 1-2847 (948 amino acids)
Biological process (GO): phosphatidylinositol 3-kinase/protein kinase B signal transduction; neuron projection morphogenesis
Source: RefSeq, a predicted model, not a curated record
AUGUUACGUCUAGUCUAUGAGACAAGGCUGAGGAGCCAGGUGAUUGAAGUGUGGCCUGCAGUGACAUCCAUCCCCUUCUCCCUAUUGGUCUUCUAUACCAUGAGCUCUGGCUCCGCCCAGGAUGUGGCGGUGGAGCAUUUCUUGCGUGACAUAGAGAGGCGGGGCAAGCGGCUACAUUGUGCUGUGAUCGGUUGCGAGGAGCAACGUCCCCGUGGCGACAUGAACCUGCUGUAUCGUAAGAGCCGGCUGGACUGGAGGCACAAGGACCAGGAAGGCAAUAAGAAGAGCUCCAGCCAGAAGGACCCCUCCUCAGCCACGGUGGGCAAGGUCCGUGACUUGGCAUCCUUCCGGCGCCACUUCCGCAUGGGUUUCAUGACCAUGCCUGCCUCCCAGGACCUGUCCCCUCACUCCUGUGCCUCCGCCAUGGCUCCCCGCUCCCAGUCCUGCCACGCCGUGGGCGCUGGAGACACAGGUCUGGAGAAUGGGGAAGAUUACUCUGACACCCAGUCACAGCACGGCGGGCGCUGCCCCCCUGCUAAACCCAAACGCCAUCCCAGCACCCGUCUCAGCUCCUCCUCGGACCCCAGAGCACCUCACGCCCCACCGGACGCCCCUCCGCCACCCCCGCCCACUCACCCGCAGGCCAAACACUCAGAGAAGAAGAACGCCAUGAAGAAGUCUGACUCAGGGGACAUGUCCAAAAAGGUGCCGCCUUUGAAGCCCAAACGAAGCCCCAGUACUCAGCUCUCGUUUGAGCCCCCAACUCCCUGUGUGCCCCCUCUUGCCACGCCCAUCCAGGGGGGUGAGGGUCAGCCUCAGGGGGACGAUGAGCCUGUCUACAUAGAGAUGGUGGGCCAAGUGUUCACCAGGGAGAGCCAGACUGCCACCCCUCACCCUGUCACGCCUGUAGCCACCACGCCUGAUUCAGACUCAGACCAGAGCGAGGCCAUCUAUGAGGAGAUGAAGUACCCACUGCCAGAGGACAGAGAGGGACACAAACGCCUCCCUCUCAAACACGAGAGACUCAAAUCCUCCAAACACCACCACUCCUCCUCUGGCACGUCCGCCCAUCUACCUCGCCCCUCGUCCUCCCCCUCCUGCUCCAAACCUAAAGCCACAGUGUCCAUCUCCCACUCCUCGCCCCUCCCCUCCUCCACCUCCUCCACCCCUGUCCCCCAGCCCCUCUCCUCCAGCCCGCACCCCCCACGAGCCCCUACGCCCUACCUUCUCCAGGGGAACAAAUCAGAGACAGAGUCCACCAGUAAGAUCCCGGCCCCCUUCCCCAACCUGCUGCAGCACCGACCCCCGCUGCUCGCCUUCCCCCAGCCUGCUGCUGCCUCCAGUGGGGUCGGGGUCCAACACAAGGCUGCUUCUGCCAAACUGGGGACCAUCAGCUCUAAGGAGUCUAAGGACAGAGACAGAGACAGCCAGCUCGGCCCUGCACCAGGGCUAAGGGCCAGGAGCCACUCCACACCCCUGCCCCCUUCCUCUAAGUCCACCUCCCCCUAUUCCCACCACCACCACCAUCCCCACCCUCACCACCGCCCCUCACACUACCACCACUACCGCAAACCAGAAAGAGGAGACUCGCCCAACCCCAACACCAACAACAAGAAUGGCUCGGAGACCUUCUCCAAGUCCAUUGCCCAGACCCAGACCCAGGGCUCGGGCAAGGAGGGCAAGUCUACCAGUGCCAGUUCAGCCACAACCUCGUCCUCCUCCUCUUCCUCCCACUCUCGCCCUCACUCUCGCUCCCAACUCCACCGCUACCACACCCCCCACGGCCUACCCGCCUACAAGCCCCCCUCCUCAGACAGCCCCCUGCUCUGGACCUACCCCUCGGUGGGCUUCCGGAGACCCCCGGCGUACGACAGCCUGCGAGGAGGGUCUCAUCUGCCCUCCUUACACCUCCAGGGUCACGAUGAUGUGGCCUCCAAAAGCAGCACGGUGCCUGGGCCCGUCCAGGGGAAGGCUGGGUUCAUGCCCUGGGACAACAGUGGCUUUGGAGAUGACGGAUCUUACUUGCCCAUGCAGAGGAAACUGUCCUUCAGCCAAGGCAGCAGAGAGACAGAGAGAGAGAAGGAUGAAGGGCGGGCGUGGAAUGGCAGUGCCGAUGCCCUCCUGAGGAUAGACAAGGAGGACCUGGGCCCUGGACGUCGAGGAGGAGGAGGCCACUCUGGGAUCCCAGUACGCUUCACUGGAGGGAGGGGGCUGGGCCACAGUGAGUCCCUGGCCGGGAUGGAGGGGGGGUCCUUGGGGUUCCGAGCCCUGCCUAGAGGGGGUCUCCCCCUCCCCUGCCAAACCUUUCCAGCCUGCCGCAAUGGAGAACUGGGUCGAUUGAGCCGCUCAUCAUCCACCUCUGGGGUGAGACAGGUGGGUGGAAGCGACGUUCAGCGGCAGAGCAGCCUGCCCCAUCGAGAGUUGCAUGGGCUGUCCCAAUCCUCCCAAACGCCCUGCAGUCCUAUCCUGUCCAGACAGCAGCAGCAGCUCCAGCUCCACCAGCAGCAGCUGCAGUUACAGCAACAGCUCCAGCAGCUGCAGCAGCAGCACCACCUCCAGCUGCAGUUCCAACACCUGGCCCAGCUGGCCCAGGGACAGCCUCCCACCACCGGGGGCGCUGCCACGUCCGCAGCCCAAACCCAGAGGGAUGGCAAGCUGCUGGAGGUCAUUGAGAGGAAGCGCUGCCUAUGCAAAGAGAUCAAGGCCCACCGCCGCCCAGAAAAUAACCUAUGUAAGCAGGACAGCAUGCCCAUCCUGCCCAGCUGGAGACGGACCCCUGAGCCCCGGAAGACGGGCACGCCCCCCUGUCAGAGGCCCCAGGCCGUGGUGUGGGACACAGCCAUCUGA